This is a messenger RNA of Gracilinanus agilis (Agile Gracile Mouse Opossum), 840 nucleotides long. It is a transcript of the gene TTPA, whose product is annotated as alpha tocopherol transfer protein. The record is from RefSeq and is a predicted model, not a curated record. The transcript has 5 exons. The coding region runs from base 1 to 840 and encodes 279 amino acids. NCBI's taxonomy places the organism in Eukaryota, Metazoa, Chordata, Mammalia, Didelphimorphia, Didelphidae. Gene Ontology annotation, molecular function: phosphatidylinositol bisphosphate binding. Gene Ontology annotation, cellular component: membrane.
AUGGCUCUGGAGCGGCCCCAGGAGGAGCUCUGCGGGAAACUUCUGAACGAACUCCCAGACGUCUCUCCGCUGCUGCAACCCGGUAUCCGCGAGCUCCGGAAGAGAACGGAAGCAGAGCAAAACCAGAACUGGCCCCUGCCCCUCACAGAUGCGUACCUACUUAGGUUUCUGCGCGCCAGAGAUUUCGACCUGGACUUGGCCUGGAAGUUAAUGAAAAACUAUCAUAAAUGGAGAGAGGAAUGUCCAGAAAUAACUGCAGAUCUCCGCCCUGGAACUAUCCUUGGCCUUUUGAAUUCUGGUUACCAUGCGGUUCUGAAAUCCAGAGACCCAACUGGAAGCAGGGUUCUUAUUUAUAGAAUUGCACAAUGGGACCCAAAGCUUUUCACAGCUUAUGAUGUCUUUCGAGUAAGUCUUAUCACAUCAGAGCUCAUUGUUAGGGAAGUAGACACACAACGGAAUGGAGUCAAAGCUAUCUUUGAUCUGGAAGGAUGGCAAUUUUCUCAUGCUUUUCAAAUCAGUCCAUCCGUUGCCAAGAAGAUUGCUGCUGUGCUAAUAGACUCUUUUCCCUUAAAAGUUCGUGGUAUCCAUUUGAUAAAUGAGCCUAUAAUCUUCCAUACUGUCUUUUCUCUGAUUAAACCUUUUCUGACUGAAAAAAUUAAGCAGCGGAUUCAUAUGCAUGGAUGUGAUUAUAAGCAAAGCUUAUCCAAGUAUUUCCCAGACAUUCUGCCUCUGGAGUAUGGUGGGGAGAUGUGUUCCAUCAUGGACCUUUGCCAAGAGUGGAGAGAUUUUAUAAUGAAGUCUGAAGAUUAUCUCCUUAGUAUCUCUCAGGGUAUCCAGUAA